Portunus trituberculatus (swimming crab) is the source of this 3730-nucleotide messenger RNA. RefSeq names its product kielin/chordin-like protein. The record is from RefSeq and is a predicted model, not a curated record. Gene Ontology annotation, molecular function: protein binding. The coding region runs from base 107 to 3454 and encodes 1115 amino acids. NCBI's taxonomy places the organism in Eukaryota, Metazoa, Arthropoda, Malacostraca, Decapoda, Portunidae. The transcript has 18 exons.
GGCGCCAGUCAGCUCUCUCUUACCGUGUGGUGAGGGCGGUGCGGAGGGUUGUGAAGGCAACGUGGGAGUUUACUGGUGUUCGGGGAAGGAGGGCAUUGAGUUCGUUAUGGGGUUGGUUACUGUGGUUCCGUGCGCCGUGUGGCUGCUCCUGGUUACCUUUAUGGUGUUGUUGGCUGGUGUCUCUUCUGCUGCUGUUGACUACUUUGGAAGUGGCAUUCUUACCUCUUCCACAACACGCCGGCCACCCUUCACAAUCGCCCCACCUUUCACCAUCGCCCCGCCCGUCACGCCACGCCCUAUCUGCCGGGACCCUGAGGAGUGUUGUAGAUUUGAAUUUUUUUCUGAGGAUUUCCAUACUUGCUGCGAGGAGCACGGAUGCUGCCCUAUGACGUGUCUGCAGACUGACGAAGACGGCAUCAUCGUCCCCACAUACCCGUGCCACGCAUGGGAGUGUUGUGUGCACCGUGAAAGAUCACCAAAGCACCAAGACUGCUGCAGGCGUCACGGGUGCUGUCCUCAUUGUAGGGAGGUGAACCGAGGAUGCUGUUUCAACGACGUGCGUUACUUCUACGGGAGUUUGGUGAUGGACUUGCCGGACGCUUGUGUACAGCUAGUAUGCGCCGCUAAGCUUACAGACAUGUAUCCUUACUUCCGGUCCACCAUAGCUGCCGUGAAGACUUGUUCCUUUACUGAUGUCAUGGAGGAAUGUUUGGGAUGCCCGGUGUAUCACUGCGUGGACGAUUCUGGGAUGGAGCGCAUGGAGGGGGAGGAAUGGUAUCCCUCGCCGUGUUUUCGGUGUGAGUGUCGACAAGGGCAUCAGCGCUGCGCCCGUAUCCUCCCACCAUGUCUGCCUCCCCCACACCCGAACUGUAUCAUCAUUCCUGGACCCUGCUGUAACACCUACCAUUGCGAGGAGGGAUGUGUUGACGAAGAUGGUAAUUUCCGACCGGUUGGUGCUGAGUGGCCCACGAGUAAUCCCUGCCAGACGAUGAUUUGCACUGAAACUGGUAUAGAGACCACUACCAUUGCUUGCAAGCCGCCGCCACCUCCCCAUAAAGGCUGCUUCUUGCAGAACGUCCCAGGCCAGUGCUGCCGUGAAUGGAACUGCAGCCGUUGUGUAGACACUGACGGGUCUAUUCACCAACUGCAUGCUGAGUGGCAGGCUGGCCCAUGCAUAGUGAAGGUCUGUACCACCACCGGCAUCGUGGUGAGGGACAUAAUCUGCCCUAAGCUUGACCCAGCUCCCCAUGACACGUGCUACAGGGAUGUUGUGGAAGGGGACUGCUGUGAGAAAUGGAAGUGCGAUGGCUGCUGGGUCAAUGGUGAGCUGCACCCACCAGGCAGUCAGUGGCCCACUGAUGACCCAUGCUCCAACAAUGUGUGUAGAGACGACAUGGUAGUAGUGCAGCCAGUAGACUGCCCUGAUUUCCCGAGGCCUCAUGAAAGCUGCUUCGAGCACAUCCCUGACGGGGCGUGUUGUCCUGCAUGGAACUGUAGCGGGUGUCUGGACGACGAUGGCACGUAUCAUCCUCUGUACCACGAGUGGCAGAUCGACCCUUGUACCACGCUGGUCUGUCACCUCAACGGUAUUACCUCUAAGACUCCUCCUUGUCUCCCGCUGGGACCUGCACCACACUCCUCCUGUUUCUCGGUCUUCCAGUCUGGGAGCUGCUGCAAGGAGUGGAAGUGCGACGGUUGUAUUGAUAAUGCCGGGGAGUUCCAUCCUCUGGGCAGCGAGUGGCCCAGCAGUGACCCCUGUGUGACAAUGUUGUGUGUGCCACCGGGUAUCAUAGAAAAUGCAACAAUGGCUUGCCAGCUUGGUCCUCGUCCCCAUGAAGGCUGCUUCUUUCAAGCCGUCGAGGGACGGUGCUGUGCUCAGUGGAAUUGCAGCGGCUGUCGGGAUGAUAGUGGGAAGUUCCGCAAGCUGUUGGAGAAGUGGAAGAGUGACCCCUGCACCACCCACACCUGUACGAGUAGUGGUAUCAAAACGCAUGAGUUGCGGUGCACGACGCCUCCACCCAGACCUCACUAUUCGUGCAAAUUGGUGGUGUUACCCGACCACUGCUGUCCUUCAUGGAACUGCAAACAUGGUAGAAGUACCACAAGCUGUUUCGACGAUGAGAGCAGCGAAUACGAGAACGGCAGAGAGUGGGCAGCAGACGAGCCCUGCAUGAUCCACCGUUGUGACUCUGGUACCAUCAUCACUGAGCCUGUGGAGUGCGACGAUAAACCUACGCCUGUAAACUGCUUUGAGGAGGUGAUGGUGGAAGGAGAGUGUUGCCCCAAAUGGAAUUGCAGCGGGUGCAUGGACGAGGACCAUGUUUAUCACAAGCUGGAUGACGUGUGGAAAGUAGCCCCGUGCAUCCGACGAAGCUGUCAUGAAACUGGUAUAAAUGAAGCCAUCGUGGAUUGUCCACCGGGACCUCCACACCCUGGCUGCCGGCAGUGGUUUGACUCGGAGGAGUGUUGUCCCCAGUGGGACUGCAGCGAUUGCCUUGAUGAAGAAGGCAACUUCAGGAUGAACGGCACCAAGUGGACGUCUCUGUCAGACCCUUGUGUUACUUUCACAUGUAUGAACUCUGAGGUAGACAGAAUAUUGAUUGCGUGCGAUGUAAUUCCGUCUCCGUCACCGAACUGUUUCUUGUCAACCCAAGAGGAUCAGUGUUGCCCGUCGUGGAACUGCAGCGGAUGUACGGACGAGAUGGGAGAAUUCCAUCGUCUGGGUGACUCCUGGGUCUCCAACUGCAUGAUUCACAACUGCACGCUGCAAGGCAUCGUUCGUGAAGAUGUGAAGUGCAGGGAAGCACCGAGACCGGAUUGUCUGCUGGAGCCAGCCCCUCCUGGUGGUUGUUGCCCUACGUGGAACUGUCGAAAAGUACCUCUCGACUGUUCUACUGUAAAGUGUCAAGGCCCGCCAUGGAACGCUAUCUGUGUGGCCAACAUCUCUCCGCAGCAAUGCUGUCCCGUGUAUGCCUGCCGACCCCCGCAACCCAUCCCCAAUAUGCCCAAGUGUCUCGCGGUGUACUGCUUGGGACCACCUCUGCAUGAAUACUGCAUGGCGCGCUAUCCUCCAGGCCAGUGCUGUCCACGUUACUUCUGCAGACCUACUGAGGCACCCACCCUUCCCCCUGAGUGUGCUAGUGUGCUGUGUCUCGCUCCUCCUCCUAAUGUUAAUUGUACGGUCACCACGCCGCCCGGAGAGUGUUGCCCUGUGUUCGACUGCGAAAGCACACCCCGAACGAUGACCACCAGCACCACCACCACCACAUCCAAGACUUCUACUACUCUGGGCAUUACGGAACCAUCACAGGCGCCAAGUUCAUCUCCCGGCAAGGACUGCGUGGAUCACAAAGGGGUCCACAGGGCCGAGGGCGACAUAUGGCUGUCUUCGGAGGAUGGGUGCAGGAAGUCCCAGUGUCACCAAGGCCUGAUCAUUUAUCAUUAUGAGUGUUAACAUGACCAGGAUGGUGUACUCGCAUAGUAGAGAUGGUUCAUUAAGUCUCUACCUCCUACUAUCCUUUAGAUCGUGGGGUCGGUUCGGUGUUCCAAGUUACUGUAUUAAUCAAACAUCUUUGUCAUAUUGUAAGAGGCUUUAGUAUGUACAUAUUUUACGUGCUUGUUACCGUUAGUGUAGCGUGUUCAUUACAAGAUGUGUUUUGUUAAAUGUACAUGAAUUUUAAACACUAUAGAAGUUUUGUUGCUAGUGUUGUUAAAUAUAUAUUUACCAUAA